UUGGAGGAAAUAUUGGGCAUGGAACUUUUUUUUUCAUUUAAAUAUAGCCCUUUUUAAAAAAUAUAUUUUUCCGCAACAAGCCUGUAGGAAUAAACGAGAAGUACAUACAAUUUUUGCUUCAAUAAAAUUUAUUUUUGAUUUUUUUGUUUUUUCAUGUUGGUUGGUCUUUUUCCUUGUUUAUUUCUUUUUAAAUUUUAUUUUUUUCAGCUUAAUUUUUUUAAUAUUUUUUUGAUGAAUAAGUUUAUUCAAUUUCUUAAACAACAAAAAUUGGUUUUUUUGGGUGCUGCAGGUGUUUAUGGUGGAGGUUGUUUGUAUUUGUCAACUUUACCAAUUGUUCCAAGCUCUGAAGAGAAGAAGAUUAGAUAUGGGUCUGUUGAAAAAGAAGCAAUAAAUGUAGGAAAACCACAAAAUGGUAUUUGGACUGUUAGUGUAUAUGAAGAGGGUGUGGUAAAGAAAUGGGACAGCAAUUGGGACUUUCGUGAUCCUUUGUCAAUUGUAAAUCACAAAUGUGAAAGAAAGGAAAUGACUGAACAACAAAAGGAGGAAUUACUUGCUAAAUGCACGCCGAAGGCUGUGAGGAAUAUUUUUUUAGUAAGGCAUGGACAAUAUUUUGAUCAGGAGGAUGAAAAGGAUGCGAGGAAGCUUACUCCUUUAGGUCGUGAACAAGCUGAACUUCUUGGAAAGCGUUUGACUGAAGCUAAAAAUAAAUUUAAAUAUGACAAAUGUGUUUUUUCUACUUUGAUAAGAGCAAAAGAAACGGGUGAAUUAAUGAAGAAGAAUAUGCCCCAUUUAGAAAUUGAGUGUUCGUUGGAUUCCAUGUUGGAAGAGGGAGCGCCAUAUCCUCCAGAGCCGCCAAUUUCUCAUUGGAAACCAAAAUCUGCAUUCCAUACUGACGGGGCAAGAAUUGAAGCGGCAUUCCGUAAAUACUUUCAUCGUGCAAAGCCGUCGCAGAAAGAAGAUAGUCAUGAACUUAUUGUGUGUCAUGCAAAUGUGAUUCGUUAUUUUGUUUGCAGAGCACUUCAAUUCCCUCCAGAAGGAUGGUUGCGUAUUACUUUGGCCAAUAGCUCAAUAACUUGGUUGCAAAUUAUGCCAAAUGGUCGUGUAAUUCUUCGAGCAAUGGGCGAUUUUGGUCAUUUGCCUCCAGAAAAAAUCUCGUUUUCUUAA
This is a messenger RNA of Meloidogyne enterolobii, 1164 nucleotides long. The record is from the annotation of a GenBank genome assembly. Lineage: Eukaryota; Metazoa; Nematoda; Chromadorea; Rhabditida; Meloidogynidae.